AUGCCGUUCGAGGCUAACCGUCUCCCCCCGGAGCUCGUGGAACUGCAGAUCGCGCAGCUGGAUCUCCUAGUAGCCAUGUAUCCAGACAAAGGAGCGGUGACGAUGAACGAAAGUACGCAGUCGUGUCUGGAUCAAUUAAAGCAGAGCAUAGAAUCGGGGAAUUUGAUCCCGGCAGCCAGCUUCCCCGAGCAUCUUUCAUUGACGCUGUGUCUGCCUGUCGAAAACGAGGGGCUGAAACAUGAUAUUCAGCUUGACGUUCGCUUCCCUCUGCUGUGGGAGGGUAGAGAGCCUCCAAGCGAACCGCCACCGGCGAGACUGAAACUGCAACAGCCUGAAUGGAUGAGUAGAGCAGAAUUAGCAAGCGUGAUGGAGCGCGUAGCCAAUGAGAUAGACGUGUUCGCGGCCAUCGACACCAUUACAAGAGCAAUGAUUGAAUACUUGCCUCGAUCGCAAGGAGAGAGACAAAAAAACUCCUCGUCCGAGUCAGAGCCCACAGUCCGCGUAUGGUUCUAUUUCCCAUCCAUAAGUACUCGUUCCAAACGCGACGACAUCGUCAACCACGCCCCACCUUACGGACUUACCGGGUUUCUUCUCGCCGGGAAGCCCGGCGUACUAUGUCUUGAAGGGGGAUCCAAUGCAAUCGAUAAUUAUAUGAAGUUCAUCAAGACAGAGAGCUGGGGCGAUAUUCCUGCUCAUCACAAGAAAGUGACCGAGCGGUAUCGUGAGAAUGCCGUCGAUCGAGCAUUUGACUGCAUGGUAGAGAUAACGGAUGCAUUUGGCGAGAGAAGAGGAGAGCGGGCAAACCGACAGGACAUGAAGGCUCUCGAGACUUGGCUGAACGAACGAGGAUUAGGAAAUGCAUUUCGGAAAGUACUGAUAUGA
Molecule: messenger RNA, 882 nt
Organism: Verruconis gallopava
Lineage: Eukaryota; Fungi; Ascomycota; Dothideomycetes; Venturiales; Sympoventuriaceae
Exons: 1
Coding region: 1-882 (293 amino acids)
Source: RefSeq, a predicted model, not a curated record